Molecule: messenger RNA, 898 nt
Organism: Cuscuta campestris
Lineage: Eukaryota; Viridiplantae; Streptophyta; Magnoliopsida; Solanales; Convolvulaceae
Source: the annotation of a GenBank genome assembly
GUUGAUUGUAUUUAUAAAAUUUUGACUGGCUAAUAAUAUUUAUUUACAAAGUAUUACCAUAACAACAACAUUACCUAGUGCCUCAAAGGCUCCCAACCAUGGCGGGUCAAGGAGGUCGGAUGUACGCAAUCGCACCCUUAAAUUUAAAACAUAUACCUGCUGUUUCCGGAAGACCCGUGAUGAGCCUCAAAAGUUGCAUUGACUAACUACUACUUCACUUUCAAAAAAGAAGCACAGAGAGUUUAAAGAACCACUUUGUUUUAUUCCAUCAAACUCAAUGCCAAAAAAUAAUGAAUCUAUUACUCGCUUGGAAAUGAUGGAGGAGAAAUAAAUUAAUAUAUUUAAAAAUAUUGGGUGAUAGGUUGUCUUACGCUCCAAGGGCGCCUUUCCCGGGCAUGAGCUCCUUUCACCCUGUUUACAACCCGCCCUCGAUGGGUGCGCCCAUCUGCAGCUGGGAGGAAGCAGUAUUCUGGGCGCAGGAAGCUAUGACUUUUGCAGCCUAUAAAGAUGGCGCUACAGGAGGCAAUUUCUACCAGGUGUUGAUGUCUAGUUCGUCUGGGGGGGGACACGUCACGUGGUUGCAGUUCCCUUACACCUUUGAGGACUCACAGCGCUACUUUCCUUUAUCAUACUUUGACUAUAUACGAGUUCGGCGGUAAUGAAUGUUUUUUACAUUCAAGAGUCAAGACUGAUGUUGCAUGAAAGUGUUGGUUGUUUGUGUUUGUUUUGCCGUAACUUUGAUACAUUGCAAUUCUACUGUUUUUUUGGCAAAGUGAAGUUGUUUUGAUGCCUUCGGUGGUUGAUGGAUAUUGUCAAUGUAGCUAUUUGUUGGAAAUGAUUUUUUCCGUUGGAGGAGACAAAAUGGUUGUUGUUUUAUGAAUUAAGAUUAGUGAUGUGG